UAGAUUUUAGAUGAAUUGGUAGAAAAAGGUUCCGAAGUGAUGGAUGUACUAAAUAAUGAGCAAGUUUUUACACGGAUAAAAGCUGCUGUUGCCAGUGACCAAUUUGGAUAAGAAGACCAGCUGUGUUUGAGGUCUCGCAUAUUCACUAGGCAUGCACCGGAGUCCACCCCAGAAACCCAGCAAACUUCAAUGGUCAUAAUGUCCUAGUUGCCAAGAUUUUUGGGGGGGAGGGCUACAUAAUAGCACAGUUGUCUGGGGUUUCGUCACUGAUACUUCUCUCCUUUUUACAUAUUAGUGGUCAUCAAUUUUGGUUCCUAGACAUUGUUCCUUAAGUUUAAAUUUUACCUUUCGUGUCUGCCAAAGGAAGAGUGCUUCAUUCGCUGAAGAACGGCUUCUGUAGAGUCUUUCCUGUUGCAUAGUAGGCUAACUUAAAACAGUUUAGGGAUUUCUUUGCUGCUGUAGUGUCUGGAACUGAAGUAGGAUAGUCUAUAUCUUCCCUUUUUAAAAAAAAUGGCUUACACUUUAAUUUGGAAGGAUGCUUUGCAUACGGAAUUAUUGAUUAGGCUUCCACUGGUGUUGCAGGUUGGCUCAUUAUGCUAUUGGAAAUUUGCGGAGAGUUUGAAAAUGGUACCAAAGACACUUGCUGAGAAUGCUGGGCUUAAUGCUAUUGACGUUAUAUCAUCUCUGUAUGCUGAACAUGCGAAUGGAAUUGUCAAAGUGAGUAUCAAUUUAGAGGAAGGCACUUGUAAUGAUGUUUCGGUCAUGAAUGUUUGGGACCUCUGCAUCAGCAAGUUAGCUGCUUACCCGACUUUUCAUAUCCACCUGCUUUGGUUGCAGAGAUACUUCCCUGGAUCAACUGGAAUUAAGGUUUUUUGCUCUUGAAUAUGCUGCUGAUGUGCGCAUCGGGUUGAUCGGGUAAUUUUCUGAGAUUAUGGAUCAGUCUGUGUGUCGAGUGAAUUCCCAAGAAGCAAAAACUUGCAUUGACAACAGAUUGCUAGGAACUCUUAGCCUCUGUGAUCAAAUCAUCAUAUUGUAUAUUACUCGGGUUGUCGCUCUUAGGUGUUUUCCGGUAGCUUGGUUCUCAGGAACAAAAGGACAGUCAAUACUUUAAUUUGUUUUUUAAUUUGGAAGCGGUUUUGCUAAACUUGUAUAUGCAUAAGAUCGAGUUGUACCAAAGCCCAUAGUCCCCGGAAUAAUAAAAUUACCCGUUGGGGGUGUGAAAGUAGAUUUUUCAGGUCUGUGGUAAUUAAUUUUUAAAUUGUUAUCAACUUGUAACCAUUGAUUUGCAAUUCUUGUUAUUCUGAGAUUAUGGUAUAGGUGGAUUUUGUA
Molecule: messenger RNA, 1329 nt
Organism: Syzygium oleosum
Lineage: Eukaryota; Viridiplantae; Streptophyta; Magnoliopsida; Myrtales; Myrtaceae
Product: T-complex protein 1 subunit theta-like
Exons: 2
Coding region: 511-882 (123 amino acids)
Biological process (GO): protein folding
Cellular component (GO): chaperonin-containing T-complex
Molecular function (GO): ATP binding; ATP-dependent protein folding chaperone
Source: RefSeq, a predicted model, not a curated record